This is a messenger RNA of Durio zibethinus, 1189 nucleotides long. RefSeq names its product ADP-ribosylation factor 2-B. Gene Ontology annotation, molecular function: GTPase activity; GTP binding. The record is from RefSeq and is a predicted model, not a curated record. Lineage: Eukaryota; Viridiplantae; Streptophyta; Magnoliopsida; Malvales; Malvaceae.
UUAAUCAACCAAAAUUGGUGGACUACUAGAAAAUUUAGGCAAAGCUCAGAUGGCAGAAAGCGAAGGUAAUUAGCAUUUGGGAUUCGGAUCCAAAACGACAGCGUUUGGAUCUUAGGGUUUCCCAACGUUAAAGAAAGAAAACCUAAUGGCGUGAGAAGGCCCCUCCGGCCUCCGCUCCAAUUGUGAAAUAAAUAGCAUUAGUUAGAGCAACCCAAGCCUACCUCUCUUUGAUUUCAUUGUAAAUUUUAACAUUGUUGUCUUUUAAUUGUCCCUCUUCCUCGUUAGUUCUUCCUGGGCAGCCUCUUAAUUCUUUCAAUUUCUAACCUUCCAAGAUAAAAGGAUGGGGCUGUCUUUUGCUAAGCUGUUCAGUCGACUGUUUGCCAAGAAAGAGAUGCGAAUUCUUAUGGUUGGUCUUGAUGCUGCUGGUAAGACUACCAUUUUGUACAAGCUCAAGCUCGGAGAGAUUGUCACUACAAUCCCCACUAUUGGGUUUAAUGUAGAGACUGUGGAAUAUAAGAACAUUAGCUUCACUGUUUGGGAUGUUGGUGGUCAGGACAAGAUUCGACCUUUGUGGAGGCACUACUUUCAAAAUACUCAGGGGCUGAUCUUUGUUGUUGAUAGCAACGACCGUGACCGUGUGGUUGAGGCCAGAGAUGAGCUUCAUCGUAUGCUUAAUGAGGAUGAGCUGAGGGAUGCUGUGCUGCUUGUAUUUGCAAACAAGCAAGAUCUACCAAAUGCUAUGAAUGCUGCUGAGAUCACUGAUAAGCUUGGUCUUCACUCCCUCCGCCAGCGCCACUGGUAUAUCCAGAGUACAUGUGCCACCUCUGGUGAAGGGCUGUAUGAGGGACUGGACUGGCUCUCCAACAACAUAGCUAACAAGGUAGGUUGAAGCUGACUUGUGCUUCCAUUGUGGAUAUAUUGUUCUGUUGUAAUUUCUUGCUGGUUGGUCGAAUUUCAAUUUCUUGCUUUCUUUUUAUAUUUCCCAGGCUUGAUGGUUGGUCGAGUUUAAGUGACCUCAGUCAGCCAUAUUUGUGAAAUUUGAUUUUUCGUCAAUGUAAUUUUUCUGUUGUUGAGUUUUUAUGUUCUUGUAAGUUUUACAAGAAAUGUAUCAGAUUGUGUUACAUAUUUUUAUUGUAUUAGAAAUAGGCAUUUGGCCCGUCUUGUAGAUUGAUUUGAAAUAAUCUUUGUU